AUUAUCCCCCUUUCUCUUUUAUAAUUAUUCUGGUUUCAGUAGAAAGAGAAGAAAGAUACCAAGAAAUAUGGGGAGAGCUCCUUGCUGUGACAAAGCCAGCGUGAAGAAAGGCCCAUGGUCACCUGAGGAAGAUGCCAAGCUCAAAUCUUUCAUCGAGCAGCAUGGCACUGGAGGCAACUGGAUUGCUUUGCCACAGAAAAUUGGGCUUAAUAGAUGUGGGAAGAGCUGCCGCCUCAGAUGGUUAAACUAUCUCCGGCCGAACAUCAAGCAUGGAGGAUUUACUGAAGAGGAAGAUAGAAUUAUUUGCAGCUUCUAUGUUACUAUUGGAAGCAGGUGGUCUAUAAUUGCUGCACAAUUGCCGGGGAGGACGGAUAAUGAUAUUAAGAACUACUGGAAUACGAGGUUGAAGAAGAAGCUUCUUGGUAAGCAACGGAAAGAGCAGCAGGCCCGGAGAGGAAAGCAACACAAGGGUGAUAAUAGUGACACCAAUAACAACAACCAAAACCCUUACUGGCCGGAGCUAGCUCCAGUCUAUAACAAUGAUCAGCAUCAGCAAGUUUAUGAGCCGCAGUCUGUCCUUAUGCCUGCUUCUGGUUCUUCCCCUUCCUCCAUGGAUGGCUUGAACAACACAAUUGGUACUCAAUUUUUUGAUGAUCGAUACAAUAUGCUCCAAGGACAAAGCAGUUUUCUAGGAGGAAUCCAGGAAGUUAUGUACAGCAAUCCACAGAGAUUUGAUGGGACGGAGUUUUUGAGCGUUGACGAAAUGAUGAAUGUUGGAAGAUUAAGUCUGAGUUGUUCUGAAAGUGCUGCUGGGGGAUGGGGUGCUGAUAUGAACUCUUUGGUUUGCCCAACUGUUGGCUCAGACUUUGGAGGCAAUGGCAUGCAACAUGGUCAGGCAGGGAUGAUGCAAGAGUAUGCUAGUUUUCAGUGAGUUGAGGUACUCUGCAGGACCUAGCUAUAGGGCAUGCAAUAGUGAAUUUCAUGUUUUAAUUUGUAAAUGGAAAGUUAAUUACCUUAUUUCUUAGUAAAAGGGAGGUGGAAUU
This is a messenger RNA of Rubroshorea leprosula, 1043 nucleotides long. The record is from the annotation of a GenBank genome assembly. Lineage: Eukaryota; Viridiplantae; Streptophyta; Magnoliopsida; Malvales; Dipterocarpaceae.